Closterium sp. Naga37s-1 is the source of this 2025-nucleotide messenger RNA. NCBI's taxonomy places the organism in Eukaryota, Viridiplantae, Streptophyta, Zygnematophyceae, Desmidiales, Closteriaceae. The record is from the annotation of a GenBank genome assembly.
AUGGCAGCUGCUGCCAGGCUUAACCUCUCCCUCCCUCCCUCCCUCCCUCCCUCCCUCCCUCCCUCCCUCCCUCCCUCCCUCCCUCCCUCCCUCCCUCCCUCCCUCCCUCCCGCUCUCCCUCCCUCCCUCCCUCCCUCCCUCCCUCCCUCCCUCCCUCCCUCCCUCCCUCCCUCCCUCCCUCCCUCCCGCUCUCCCUCCCUCCCUCCCUCCCUCCCUCCCUCCCUCCCUCCCUCCCUCCCUCCCUCCCUCCCUCCCUCCCUCCCUCCCUCCCUCCCUCCCGCUCUCCCUCCCUCCCUCCCUCCCUCCCUCCCUCCCUCCCUCCCUCCCUCCCUCCCUCCCUCCCUCCCUUCCUCCCGCUCUCCCUCCCUCCCUCCCUCCCUCCCUCCCUCCCUCCCUCCCUCCCUCCCUCCCUCCCUCCCUCCCUCCCUCCCUCCCUCCCUCCCUCCCUCUCUCCCUCCCUCCCUCCCUCCCUCCCUCCCUCCCUCUUUCCCUCCCUCCCUCCCUCCCUCCCUCCCUCCCUCCCUCCCUCCCUCCCUCCCUCCCUCCCUCCCUCCCGCUCUCCCUCCCUCCCUCCCUCCCUCCCUCCCUCCCUCCCUCCCUCCCUCCCUCCCUCCCUCCCUCCCUCCCUCCCUCCCGCCCUCCCUCCCUCUUUCCCUCUCCGUCGUUCGCCCACCAGUCCCUGCGGGAGUGACCACCCAGGCAUGGCAGCUGCUCGCCAUCUUCCUCUCCACCAUCACGGGUCUCGUGCUCGGGCCUCUCCCAGUGGGCGCGUGGGCCUUCGUCUGCCUCACCUUCACCGUCCUUUCUAAGACCCUCUCCUUCGCAGCAGCCUUCAGCGCCAUGACAAACGAGGUCAUCUGGCUCAUCGUCAUCUCAUUCUUCUUCGCCCGAGGCUUCGUCAAGACAGGCCUGGGCGACCGCGUGGCGACUUAUUUUGUCAAGUGGUUUGGCAAGAGCACGCUGGGGCUCAGCUAUGGGCUGGCAGUAUCGGAGGCCCUCAUCUCGCCCACCAUGCCCAGCACCACGGCACGAGCGGGAGGUGUCUUCCUGCCCAUCAUCAGCAGCUUGGCGCGCAGCUUCAACAGCCUGCCCAACGACCCCAGCUCCAAGAAGCUAGGAAGGUUCCUCAUCAUGUCUCAGUUCCAGGCCUCCGCCAACGCCAGCGCCAUGUACCUGACAGGAGGCGCGCAGAACCUGCUGUGCAUCAAGCUGGCGCAGGAGCUGGGGGUGAUAAUUCCCAACGUGUGGGCCACGUGGUUCAAGCUAGCAGCCCUCCCAGGUCUCAUCGGCCUCCUCGUGACCCCGCUCCUCCUCUUCACCCUCUACCCGCCCGAGCUCAAGGCCACUCCUGAGGCGCCCGGGCUGGCAGAGGUGAAGCUGAAGGAGAUGGGGCCUGUCACGCCCAACGAGCUCAUUAUGGUUGGCACCAUGCUGCUCGCCGUGUCCCUCUGGGUGCUCGGAGACUCUAUCGGCAUCCCCAGCGUGGUAGCAGCAAUGAUCGCUCUCUGCGUUUUGCUCCUCUCGGGAGUGCUCUCGUGGAACGAUUGCCUCGCAGAGAAGUCAGCAUGGGACACACUGGCAUGGUUCGCGGUGCUCAUCGGCAUGUCAGCGCAGCUCAACGCCAUGGGCAUCGUGCAGUGGAUGGCUGAUAAUGUUGCUGCUGGGUUGACAGGAGCGGGUGGUGCCUGGGUUGGCAACUUCUUUAAGCUACAGGCCAUGUACUUUGGCUCGCACUACCUCUUCGCCAGCCAAACUGGCCAUGUGGGCGCUCUCUAUUCGGCGUUCCUGGCAAUGCAGCUGGCGGCAGGCGUGCCAGGUGUCCUCGCGGCAUUGGCUCUCGCUCUUAACACGAACCUGUUUGGGUCCAUCACCCACUACAGCAGCGGGCAGGCUGCGUUGUACUAUGGAGCUGGUUACAUCGACCUGCCUGACGUGUUCAAGUUUGGGGCCAUCACAGCAGCGGUAAACUUUGCCAUUUGGAUCGCAGUUUGCGCCUUCUGGUGGAAGGUCAACGGCUUGUACUGA